Fragaria vesca subsp. vesca is the source of this 1589-nucleotide messenger RNA. RefSeq lists its product as uncharacterized. Lineage: Eukaryota; Viridiplantae; Streptophyta; Magnoliopsida; Rosales; Rosaceae. Bases 178 to 846 code for a protein of 222 amino acids. The transcript is spliced from 8 exons. The record is from RefSeq and is a predicted model, not a curated record.
GGUUAAGAUUCAGACUACACGGAGAUAGACUGUUCGUCUCACUAGCUACAGAAUCUCUCUCUCUCUCUCUCUCUCCUCCACCGAUCUCAACUCUCCGUCUUUCGCCGCCGUGCUCUCGCAGCGCUUGGUGUGGUUCUCACUGAAAGGCCAGGAUUCGAAUCUAGAUUUUCUCUGACGAUGUCGGAUUCUGAAUUGGAGGACAAGGUUUUCAGCUUGUUCAAGGAUUUUAUGGCCGGGAUUGCCAAGUUUGAGGAAUUGGUGCCCAUGGGAAGCACAUUUCUCAAUGGUUUUCAGCAUGCACUGGAGUUUCUUCGACGGCCGCCGAUCGAUAAAACAUCUCAGUUGGUUAAAAACAUAAUCCAAUCUAACGAAACAAAGAGGGUUAAAUCAUACAUUGAAGCUGGAUGUAUCAACACUGAUGAUGGCAGGCACAAUAUAACCAAGUUGCAAUCAUGCCAACUUGGACUUCAUGACCAUAUACGUAAAGGAAAAUGUAUACUUAACGAACUGGAAUGCCUACUGGAAGAUGUAAGGGGUGCAAUGCAAGAUAUAUCCUUGUUCCAGGAUGACAAUUUGGGUGAAAGGUUGAAUGAACAAGCCUGUAUCAAUGACAAGGAGGAAUUUGCCUUGCCUUGUCCCAGAAGAAAUGAAGUUUCUGAUUAUGCUGUCCUGAUGGCAGUCAUUUAUAGUAUGGUCACGCAAGAAUAUAUGAUGCAGGAAAGAGUUGUGUCUGCUUUAAGUCUCAAAUUAUCUUCAGGAGAAUUAGACAGCUACUGUCUUAUGUGGUCUUUGCGUCCUUACAUAGACGAAGAGAUUAUGGGUCAUGCUUGGAAACUUAUAUGCUGAAAUGUUAGAGGUUCUUAACUGUAAUCUCAUGAUUUGGCAAAAUUUAUUUAUAGCUAAAAGAUUCUGUAGAGCAACCAAACAGAUACCCGGGAUUCUAUAUCCUUUGCUUUGUAACAUGAGGAAAUACUCCUCAUCGAAAAUCUCUGGUUGUAGAUUAGCGUAUGCUAAAGUGAAAGAGGACAUGACCUACUGGGGUUGGGGUGUUCAAUCUGUGAGAUUUUAGGGGUUUCAUCAGUUCGUUUCUUUUUAGAUUACGGCCGAUUACAACCCUUCGCAGACAUCCGAUGGAUUGGGGCCAAUAACAUAUGAGGCUAUUUUGAGAUGUGAUUCUAGACCUUGGUGGCAUGACAUCAAACAACUAUAAUCUAUAAUAUAGAUGCUGGCUCUAUCCCUUAUAAUUCAAAGAAUUGAAAUUUGUUUAGUUCUUGUGGUUUGAAGUCAACAUCUGUUGAGGACUAUUUGGAUGAAAAAUCAUGACUUUAAAGACUAUUCAGAUUAAAAUAAAAUCAUAAGGGGGACUAAACAGAUGUCGACUUUAAACCAGCAGGAUUAUACAAUAUUUUACCCUAAUUCAAACUUUCAACUUGUAAUCUUGUAAUAAGCAGGAUAUUGUGAAAUUGUGCUCUUGCCAAAUCCCCCUUGAGCAAAUUGAUUUGGUAAUCUUUUAGGCUCUUAUAUAUAUCCCUGCCUUUUAAUUUUGUUUUGAUAGAACUUCUGAAAGUUGGGUUUGAAGUAUUCCAAUU